Messenger RNA from Lolium perenne, 1252 nucleotides. Lineage: Eukaryota; Viridiplantae; Streptophyta; Magnoliopsida; Poales; Poaceae. The record is from RefSeq and is a predicted model, not a curated record.
GUGGAUGGAUCGGUCGGCGAAGAGAUGCGGCAACCGCAACCCCGCCGCCGACCUCACGGACGACCUCAUCGUCGAGAUCCUCUCGCGGCUCCCGGCCAAAUCAGUCUGCCGCUUCAAGUGCGUCUCCCAGCACUGGCUCCACGACCUCAUCGCCCACCCCAACUACCGCGCCAACCUCCCCCAGACGCUCACCGGCUUCUUCCGCUGUAUUGACAUGCCAAGCCCCAGCGAUGGCAGUACCGUGUCGUCUCCCGAUCUCGCCAGUGGAGACGAUGACGACGACGACGAAGAAGACGAGGACAUUGCUGAUGAAUACGACUCGGGCGAUGACGCGCCAUCGGUUCCUGAUUUCGUGAGCAUAGUGAAAGAGCAUCAGGUCGUCUCCCCCUCCCUGUCCUUCUUGCCGAGUGGGCUGUACAGAAGCGUCGCCCCCAGGCACUGCUCCAACGGCCUUCUCGUCUGCCUCUGCUGGAAGGCUUCCCCGAGGAACGAAGCUGACUACGUGGUGUGCAACCCGGCCACCGAGCAGUGGGUCGUCUUGCCCGGCAACGGCCACACCGACAGGUCGGAGAUGCAGCUGCAUCUGGCCGUCGACCCCGCCUCCUCCUCCGGACACUUCCACCUCUUUGCCCUCCAGAAGAACGAGCAUGGAUACCUUAUCGGAGCGGACAUAUACUCCUCGAAAACGAGAGCCUGGAGUUAUAGUGAGAGCGGCUGGGUCCACGAAGACAUGCUGUACCCGGUUCCGCACAGCGUCUUCUUCCAUGGCAUGCUGUACUUUGUCACACUCAGCUCCACGAUCGUCGCCGUUGACACGGAGGGGACGACGACGUGGUCCACCAUCUCGAUGCAGGAAACCAUGGAUGACGACUACUCCUCUCAGAUGAACGCCGCCUUCGUCGGGGUAUCCCAGGGGCGCUUGCAUUACCUGGCCAACAAGCGCAGCGACGAAUCCGAGCUGUCGGUGUGGGUCCUUCGCGAUGACGACGAAUGGACCUUCAAGUACAACAUAAGCACAAGCACAACCAGUCUUUUUGGAGCCAAGUUAAACGACCUAGGUGACUAUUCUUUGGUUGCGAUCCAUCCGGAAUGCAGCACCAUCUUCUUCACUGUGAGAGGCGACAACAUACUCUUGUCCUAUCACAUGGAUCGUGGGGAGGUUCGUGUUCUCGGCAGUCUCAUUUCUUACUUCGAUGGGUGGUCGCGCUAUCCAUAUCUUCCAUACGUUCCCUCCUUCAGAUCCAUUGCUUGA